Molecule: messenger RNA, 909 nt
Organism: Cryptosporidium ubiquitum
Lineage: Eukaryota; Apicomplexa; Conoidasida; Eucoccidiorida; Cryptosporidiidae
Exons: 1
Coding region: 1-909 (302 amino acids)
Source: RefSeq, a predicted model, not a curated record
AUGAAGCUCCUUAUUUCUAUUGGAAUCAACUUGCUUGUAUUUUUUAGCAAUUCCGCAAACGAUGUUCAAUCUUUUCAGGAAUUUAGUUUUUUAAACCUUAAAGAGAGCAGUAAUGGAGCUCUUCGUAGGAAAGAUGCCAGAAUAGCAGUGAAUGAAUGCAGUAUGGAAACUUUAAAUAUUAUUUUAAUGAAGGACCAGGUUUUAAAGCUCGAAUUAUCAUCUUACUAUUGUUACUUGAAAAAUCUUACAAAGGCAGUAGAAUCAUGCAAAAGAAGAUGUAGAAUUUCUCGUAGUAUUGGAAGAUGCAGAGGAAUAGAAGAGAGAUUAGCCACUGUUAGACAAAAGUAUGAAAGGCUUAAAGGAGAGCGAGCUAAGUGGACGAAUUACCUGAUUUUCUGUAUUAGAUGCAGAGCACUUACAGAAUACAAACUUAUUCAAAGCAGGGGAGGAAUUGCAAAGAGGGGUAGAAUUGGUGGUAAUGAGUCUGAAGAUGAUCCUGCAUACACUCUUGUUCAUCUAUUUAGCUCAUUUGUUACCAAAGAUAUUUCGAAUUAUGAACUUUCGUACCUUUUAACAAAGAUGAAUGUAUACAACUCUGUAAAGGAAAAAAUGUGUAAACAAAAAAGCAGGGCAUUGUGCAAAUGUGCUAGGAACUCCCUUAAAGAAUUAUUGAACAACGAGAGCUCAUUAAAAACCAUUAUACAUAAUCAAGAUGCCUAUCAAAGAAGGUGGUUUACAUUUAACACAAAUGGUGAGAAUACCAUUCCUUCAUCAGGAGAACCAAUUAAUUCAAUCCAAAGUGAAUGCAGUAGUGUAUUAGAAAUGGAUGCUCAAGUUCAGAAUGAAGCAGAGGGGGUUACGAAUGCAGGAUUCUCACGUGAAGAAUCGAGCCAAGUGAGCACUUUAUAA